AUGUUACACAAUCCCAUUAUUGAAUUUGACCUUGAACCUCCAGCUUACCGACAAAUAACAAAUAUUAUUCGUAAAAUGAAAACAUCUGGCUCACCUUGUCCUCUAGAUCAGAUCUCCAUUAUAAGUUUUAAGCGUUGCCCAUACCUCCGAACAUAUUUAACCGAACUAAUUCAAGCAGUCUGGCUUUCUGGAUCUGUACCUGACGAAUGGAAGAAAGCUUGUACUAUAUUAAUCAACAAGAAAAAUGAUGCUAAUCUCCCCCGAGAACUUCCGUCCAAUAACUCUUCAAUCCGUACCACUGAAAGUAUUCACUUCAAGUCUCCGUAA
Molecule: messenger RNA, 327 nt
Organism: Paramuricea clavata
Lineage: Eukaryota; Metazoa; Cnidaria; Anthozoa; Malacalcyonacea; Plexauridae
Source: the annotation of a GenBank genome assembly